Molecule: messenger RNA, 1698 nt
Organism: Trypanosoma grayi
Lineage: Eukaryota; Euglenozoa; Kinetoplastea; Trypanosomatida; Trypanosomatidae
Exons: 1
Coding region: 1-1698 (565 amino acids)
Source: RefSeq, a predicted model, not a curated record
AUGGCCACGCCUGCAGCCGACGACGAUCCCUCGGUGACACUCACGAACUGCUUUCCCAGCGUUGUACUCAAUCCUUCCAACAUCCCAUACACCUGCGAAGUCAGCGAUGCCCAACCACUGAUUGACUUGGACCUCUCCGCCUCGUACUACAACCCAGCAGGUCUCAAUCCUGGCUGGCCGGCGACUCUUGUCGAGGGAACCAAUACCAUUACAUUCGUGCCUGAUCGUGGGGCACCUUCAGGACGUUGGGGCUUGGUCAUAACUAAGUUUGCUGCCGAUAUAAGCUCUUUCACUCCUAUGACGACCAAUAAGAGCAUGGACUUCAUGCUGAUUGGUACGGCCCAUGCGAAUUUUGCUACACUCUAUCCGUAUUACGGUAUGGGUGUAUCGUUUGCACCCAAUCUUCCGAGUGGCACCAUGGCUUCCGACUACAUGCUGGUCCGCUCUUUCAAUGACUGCCGGUACACCACUACAACCUGCACUGACACUGUUGGGUGCUACAGAAUGCUGCCACCCGGAAAGCUUCCCCCUCCAGGAGAAUACAGGCUCUGUGUGACGUCAAAUGACUGGCAUGACCAAUACCUUCUGUGGGGUGCGGAAUCUCUUGAGGUGAAGCUGCUGUUGAGCACGCCGCUGUACUUGACAUCUGGUAAAGACAGAAAUGUCGUGCUGCAGGAUGCGGAAUCUGUGGUCAGUGUGUUGAGGCGUGUGUUCCUGGUGCGGUGCCCUGGCAACAACUGCCCCCUUGUGACUACUGGCAGUGGGGAAGAGGUGGUGCACCGUGAUGCGUGUGUGAACACCUCCGUCUCGUCGCGGGUGUACCUGUCCGACCUCCGUGUGCUGUCUGCAGAAGCUGGCGUGUACGCUGUGUGUGUCGAUGAUGGUGAUGGAGAGUACACUGCUCCCGCUGCGCUGCCGGUGACGGUGCUGCAGAAACCCUUUGCCUUCAAGAUAACUGUUGACACGGACCAGAACACUGCCACGAUCGAUGUCAGCGGUGGGGACCUCAAGUGGCGCAGAGAGCCGUACACGGUGUGCGCUGUGCCGCUGGGUUUGAAGUGCGAUUCCGCGACUACCUGGAUUGUUAUGUGCGAGAAGAGUGAGUUGCCGUGGUCACCGUCCAUCUUUCUGAAUAUCACCAAGAGCGGAUUGCUUGCUAAGGAUAUGAAGUUCUGCUUUCUUGCGGCCAACGUGACAAUCGGAGGACGCACCCACACACAGAUGUUCGAUUUGUCGGAAGGGAAGGGAGAGAAAAAAUUGUCCGCUGGAGUCAUUGCCGGGAUUGUCAUUGGAUGCAUCGCUUUCUUGAUUGUUGCGGUUGCCGUGUUCUACUUCUGCUACUGGCGACGAAGGCCGAAUGCGAGUAGGGACGACGAUUACCCUUCAGCCUCUGUGUUGGGGCAUCCGACGAAGAGGAGAAGCUACCCCGUGGGAAAUUCCCGUGUGACAUCUCGUGAAGGUGAUGACGGGAACUCAAGGAGUAUCGGUGGGUAUCCUUCGCUGUUUUUGCCGUCAGAGGUGGAUAACCCCAUGUCCGAUAGGCAGACGGGGGAGAGUACAUUUCCCAACGUGGGGUCUACUGGGCCUCAGUAUCAUGAUGGCUAUUCAGACGCCAUGACGUCUACGAGUUUUGCGCCGCAUGGGAGUGGGUACGCGCCACAAUCUUACGGGUGGUCAUAUCCUUCUUCCGUCAGAUGA